Meleagris gallopavo (turkey) is the source of this 6190-nucleotide messenger RNA. RefSeq names its product AGBL carboxypeptidase 1 (gene AGBL1). Gene Ontology annotation, biological process: proteolysis; protein side chain deglutamylation; C-terminal protein deglutamylation. NCBI's taxonomy places the organism in Eukaryota, Metazoa, Chordata, Aves, Galliformes, Phasianidae. Gene Ontology annotation, molecular function: zinc ion binding; metallocarboxypeptidase activity. The record is from RefSeq and is a predicted model, not a curated record.
UCGUCACAGUGGGAGAGCUCGGCGGGAGGGGGUACAUUUAUCUCUCCUGCUGAGGUCUAGAGUUGCAUUGCUGUGAUUAUUGGUGGUAGCAGUCUGCGUGUGUCUGGGGAUCUGUGUUUAGCUUCUUCAUUUCUUAAACGGCACAGGGGCAGCAGCCAGGCACGUUUGCUUUCUGGCUGCAUUGUCUUCUGCUAGAGAGAGAGAUUGUGAGUGGGGAGCAGCAUGGCAGAACAAGAAGCCAGUGGCUUGCAAGUCCUUCUCUCCACCCUCCAGAGCUCCUGUGACAAGGAUGUCCUCCUGAAUAUCCUCGGUGUCCUCACUGACCUGCUCUCUCUGGGGACUGGACGAAGAAUUCACUAUGUGAUCAGCAAAGGGGGUAGUGAGGCACUGCUGCAGGCCCUCAUCUCUGCUGCCCGGACUGAGCCACCCGACCCCAGCAUCCUCCUGCCUCUGCUUCGCCUCCUGGCCAGGGUUGGCCAAAAAGACAGGAAGUUUGGGAUUAAAGUGCAGAAAGCAGAAGCAACUGAUGUGAUCCUGAGUUUGACAAGGCAAAACCUGGGUCACCACCUGAACCUCACCCACUGCCUCUGGGUCCUGCGGGUUUGUGCUUCUAAUGUUGCUGCAGGAACCACGCUUGGCAUCAAUGGAGCCAUGGAGCUGCUUUUCAAAGUCAUCACCCCCUACAGCAAGCAGCACAUCAGGACUGUAAGGGCAGCCAUUGAGGCUCUGGCAGCUUUGCUGAAAUCAAAAUCUAACAGCCGACAAGCAGUGAACAGAGGUUAUCUGGGUGGAUUGCUGAGACUCUAUCAAGACUGGCAUCACAAUGAUGUCUCCAACAACUACAUUUAUAUUCGUAGAGGUCUCCUGCUCUGCCUAAAGCACAUCACCAACAUCCAGCUGGGCAGGGAGACUUUCCUUGGUUCUCGAGGUAUGGAGAUUCUCUUCACAAGUGUGCAGGACUGUUUAUCUUGCAAGAAUCUGGAUCCAAUUGUAACCACUGUGACUCAGAUUCUACGAAAGUGCUAUCCCAAGGAGCCUCUGCCUCUGGUGACAGUGAGAAGUUCCUAUUCCUUCCCUCUUCCUGGGAACGUCAAGACUGAGCGUCCGUGUAUGGGAUCUGAAGGUAAAUUGCUGAAGGAUGAUAAUGAAAGUGAUAGUGAGGAAGACAUGGAGAAAGACCUGAAUAAAGAUGAUGUGGAGGGCAAAGAGGAAGAUUAUGACUUGGAGACAGAUGUAAACAAAUUGAGGUCAAGGCCAGGGCUUGACCGGCCAGAGGAAGAGCUUGGGCAAUAUGAAGCUAUGUGUCCAGAACUUUCCCAUGAUUUUCAGGAGCUUGAUUCAGAGUCCGAAGAAGAGAAGAAGUCAGAAGACAGGAGUGCGAAUCUUCCUUCCACUUCAUCUCAUUUCAUUCCAAGUGGUAAUUCUGUGGAAGAUCCAAACCAUAGAUGGAGGAACCAAAGUGGCACAGAGGCAGGAUCAGAUCCACAGGAGAAGGAUUUCAAAGCUUCACUGCAGAGUUCAAUAAAGAAGGAGAAAUGCUCAAGGAGCCUUAUCAGUGAAAAGAGAGAGAUUGUAGAAGCAGUCCAAAAUGCAAACUCCUAUGAAGAAGACCCAGCCAAGAGUCACACAUUUUCUCCAUGUCCCCUCCCAAAAGAGGCUCCUUGGUACAAGAAAAUAUUUAACCCUGAGUGUGAGGCUUCAAUUGAUCCUAGUUCUGGAGUCGGAUCAGAGACCACAGAAAUAAUGACAGACCUUCUGGAGGAACACCAAGGGAAUAUUCCAUUCCACAGCCCUCACUUCUACAUAGCCAGGGCCAAAUGUACCAAGUCCAUACCAGCCUACAGAGAUUUGGCAUUCCCUGAUUUCUGGGGCCACCAGCCUCCUCCUCAUGGCACGCCCAUGUUGGAUCGGCACUAUGGAGUUCAAAGGGACAAAGUACUCGAUGAUGUUCGUCGCUUAAUCCAGCCUGGUGAUUUGAUUGGAAGAACUGUUUUUGAUUUAGAUGAGCCCAGUCACUCAAGCCCAGGUGCUCCAUGCUGUCUGACAUUCUUCUCCAAGUUUGAAUCGGGUAACCUUCGCAAAGCCAUCCAAGUGCGUGAGUUUGAAUAUGAUUUAAUUAUGAAUGCAGAUGUGAACACCAACCAGCAUCACCAGUGGUUCUACUUUGAAGUCCGUGGCAUGAAAUUAGCAGUUCCCUAUCGCUUCAACAUUAUCAACUGUGAGAAGCUCAAUAGCCAGUUUAAUUACGGCAUGCAGCUGGUUAUGUAUUCGGUGAAGGAAGCUCUCCAGGGCAGGCCUCGCUGGCUUCGAGCAGGACACGAUAUCAGCUACUACAAAAACCACUACCGCUGCAGUGCAGCUGCAGGAGGAAGCUUAAAAGGGAAAUGCUAUUACACUCUCACCUUCAGCAUCAAGUUCCCUCACGAAGAUGAUGUCUGCUAUCUGGCCUACCAUUACCCCUACACCUACUCUGCAAUGAUGUCUCAUCUUGAUGUCCUGGAACAAAGUAGGAACCCUAAGAAGGUCUACUGGAGGCAACAGGCACUCUGCCAGACACUGAGAGGAAAUACGUGCCCAUUGCUCACAAUCACUGCUAUGCCAGAAUCUAAAAAAAGUGAUGACUUGGAGCAAUUCUACAGUCGUCCUUAUGUCUUUCUGAUGGCCCGCGUUCACCCUGGUGAAAGCAACGCCAGCUGGGUAAUGAAGGGGACCCUGGAGUUCCUUGUGAGCAGUGAUCCCAUUGCUGAUCUCCUGAGGAAAUGUUUCAUUUUCAAGAUUGUCCCCAUGCUCAACCCUGAUGGAGUCAUCAAUGGCAACCAUCGUUGUUCCUUGAGUGGAGAUGAUCUGAACAGACAGUGGCUGACACCCAGUUCUCAGCUUCAUCCAACAAUUUACCACACCAAAGGUCUUCUGUAUUAUCUGCGCAGCAUCGGCCGGGCCCCUCUGGUAUUCUGUGACUACCAUGGCCACUCCCAGAAAAAGAAUGUGUUCCUCUAUGGUUGCAGCAUCAAGGAGACUUUGUGGCAAGCAGGCUGCAUGGUUGACACAGCAGUUAUCACAGAAGAUGUUGGCUACAGGACUCUUCCUAAAAUCCUGGACAAAGUGGCCCCUGCAUUUGUCAUGAACAGCUGCAGCUUCCUUGUAGAAAAGUCCCGCGAGUCAACGGCCCGGGUGGUGGUGUGGCAGGAAAUGGGUGUGCUGAGGAGCUACACCAUGGAGAGCACGUACUGCGGCUGCAGCCACGGUCUCUACAAAGGCCUGCAGCUGGGAACUCAAGAGCUGGAGGAGAUGGGAAGCAAGUUUUGCCUUGCUCUGCUCAUUCUGCACCUCAAAUCCUUUCCCUGCAGCAAGAAGGUGAUGGCUCAGGCAGCGCUGCUCCUAGAUCUGGAGGAGGAGAUAACGAUAACAGACCGGGCACAAAGAAGGUACAGCAACAGCAGCCUGGAGACUGAAGAUGAACCUCCUUGUGCGGAAGAAAUCGAUUAUAACACUGACAGUUGCUCUGAUGGCGAAGGGGACUUCUCAGAGCUAGACCAAGAGAUCCAGGAGUGCCUCUCGUGGGUGGAAGGAGAGGCAGAAGAUGAGGGAGAGACAACAGGACAGACAUGCGGCUCCAAAGCUCUCAGGGGGCUUUACAUUUCCAACCAGCCAGCAUCCAGCAACACGGCUCUUCCUCUGAGUUCUGCGCCGCUUGGAGCAUACAGUGGGUUUGAGAGCAGCCCUGCAUGAGCAAGACUUUGACUUUCAGGCUGCUGCUCAUAUUUGUCUGUUUGCCAGCUUCAGCAUCCUUCCCAGAUGUCUUGCUCCAGUUCUGCAUUGACAAUUGUCUUUAUGUUUGUGUGAUCUGUAUACAUGUAUGUACUGAGAAUGUCUCCUUGAGCUUUCUUCACGAGGCAGAGAUGAGGAGCCACUGGCCCCGAUGAUACUGUAAGAGGACAUCAUCCUUUCCUAAACAGAAUCCUCGUCCCAUGGCUGCCUCUAGUGUGUGGAUUCGUAUAGAUUGAUACGGAGAAUAGUUUUCUGACUUUUGAAGGAACAUCCUUUUUCCUGGCUUAGGCUUUUAUUAUGGCCAGCAGCCUUUGCCCACAGAUCUCAGAAUUGUGGCAGUUUGUGAGGCCUUUGGCGAGAGCUCUCUGUUACCAUUCAUUUCUCUUGAGCUGUACAACAUGCAUCUGAGUUCUGUCUGAUCUGGAUUUUGACCAUGUUUCCAGCAGUUUGGGUCAGGCUAUGCGUGCUCCUGAACUGGUUGUAUUUCAGCAACAGCAUGUGAAAGCCAAUGUGCCAGAGUAAGGAAAGCACCACCAUACGGAGCAGUCCUCUGGAAACCUGGGCUAAAUUUACCUCUUUGCUGCACUGGAAUGAACUAGUCCAGCAUAAUCUCAUUUGAGCCACUUCAUGCUUGAACUGAUGAGCCCAAGUGGAAGAAUUUGUUUCACGGACUGCGGAAUGAUACUUUCUCUGUGAUUCUCUGUGAGACAUCCUUCCAGCAGGAUGCACUAAGGGAAUACAGAUAAUGUUUAAGGCUGCUACUGGGAGUGAGAGAGGCUGGGGGCAUUUCAAGGAGAAAAACUUUUGAGGUAGCUGGGGUCCUCCAAUAUUAUGUCAAUUGGAUUAGUGAUGGUGGCAAUAUCCAAGGGUGAGUUUAGCCCAAGAAUCAGUCUAGUGACUGAUUAUUCUUUGUUAGUUUUAAUAUGAUACCACUAAGGAAACCUAACUCAUGGAACAGGACCCCAUUGUGCCAGAUAGCAAUAUAACAGAAGACAUUAAUGGUAGGUUAUAUAUAGGAUGCAUUCUUCUGGCGAUUCCCAUAAGGGAACAACUUAUUUUAUCUCCAAAUGGAAAGAAAAAAAAAAAGAGAUUUCUCGUAAAAUUGCCUGCAAAAACAGAUCCUGAUUUUAUAAAGUGCUCUCUUACAGAAUAGGUAACAUAGCAAUGUCUUUGCAAGCCUAGUUCCACCAGCAUUAGAAUUCACUGUGCUUUCACACAGAUGUCCAAAGCAAUGGAGGUGCUGUUUCUUGAGCUCCAGCGCAGACCAAGAACACAAAUGCAUGCCUGAGGUCGGUAAAGCACAAAGCCCACAUCACAGCACCUCUCUCCUCAUACUGCGUGUAUUUCUCACGUGUCUAACACUCUGCUGCUGCACAUGGGGAAUUGCCUUGAACCCAGAUGGAGGUAAUUGCACUGUGCAAGAGGCUCCCAGCUCUGUCGCUGCUGUCUUUAUAAGGCUCAAGGAGGACAAACAUACAGUGUGUUGUAGUAUUACAGACUGUAAGAGCCCCAUUACUGGUGAUUACUGUUAUUAUUGAUGUGUGAUUAAAAGCACCCUGUAAUCCUCUCAUCUUUAUGCUGUUUGUGGAUAGAAUUUUUGGUGCCAACUGAGUUUUUUAUUCUGAUGCAUUUCUGAACACCUUCCCCCAGACUGCCUGAGCAUACAUUUCCAUCGGGAGCCAGCUCCUUGGAGAAACUAUUUCUUCCUGUGCUGCUGGAGUUUCGGUAUCCAGGUGUUCUAAAGCCUUCAACACUGUAUAACAGUUCUCUGUGUUUCUAGCUCUCUCUUUAUGACAGUGGUCAAAAGACAGGCAGCUUGGGUCCUCAGAAGCUGAGCUUCAUAGACUGAGCUAAUUCAUUAGCUAUAGUGUGUGUUCUCUGUACAGAUAUCAUGUUCUGCUUGCCUUAGCGUGCAGCUUGUUGCAUACAAUACUGAAUUUUCAUAAAAGGAUUGCUCACAGGAAUGGACACCAAUGAGGUAAAACAGGUAUUCCCAUUAUAAUAGUUUGUAUAACGUUGCUUAAAAGCUUAUUAUUAAAAAAUGAUAUAUGUGCAUAGCUAACUUCAAAUUCCAACAUUCAUAUGCAUGACAAAACACUCACACUGUGCUGAAUCCAGUCUGCAGCAUACACAGGCCAUGGUGUAAGAUCUUCAGCAUUCUACGUGGCCCCAGGACACUGGGCAAAAAGCACUACUGGGCAUAUACAUCUGUAGAUGUAUAUAUAUGUGCAUAUAUAUGAGGGCUACUCCAAAAAUAAUACCUCCUAUUUUAUUAGUUUGAUCCACAAUGCCAGAGGCAGAUAUUGAUGGUAUGGCGGCAUAGGUUGAACCUUUCCAGCAAUAUUCCAUUGUAUUUUGUUGCCAUGUGACAGAUGGCAGCAGAGGGGCAGUCUGACAGAAUGGUGUCUGAGAUGGAAGUGCG